AUGCUCUUGUCUGAGCAUUUAGAUACUCACCCAAAAGAUCAAGUGAUUCUAGCAUUAACGAAUUUAGUAGAGAGGCAGAGGAGUUCUAGUAAUUCUUCACCAUGGAUAACAGUAACAAAACCUUCUUCGACCGUAAUAAAUAGUUCACAGUCUUCAGAAAACAUUAGAUUAGAUUGGGCUGAUAACAGUAUCAGAGCUCCUAAUUGGCCAAAAGUCCAAGAGGAAUCUUGGGUGGGUAAUAGAUCAUCAGUUCUAGCCUCUUCAUCUAGAACAGCUUAUUGGCAAUCACAUCAGAGUACGGAGUAUGGAAGUGAAUCAAGAUUUAAUACUCCUUCCUUUAAUUAUUCAUAUACAAAGCGUGAUUCUCAUCAAUUAAUAAGACCUGUGACAAGAAAACAUGAAAAUAUACAGAAAAAUUCUACUACAAUUCCUGUUAUUCAAAGAAUUGAGCAUUCAAACAACGAUGUUAGACCAUUGCCUAGUCCUACAAGUAAUUACAAGUAUAAUGAUUAUUCAGAACAUCAAGGUGUUUAUGAUAGGCUCAAUACAAUGGAACAGAAUGACAACUUAGUUGAUAAUCAAGGAUGCACUAGUGAAAAAUCUUUUAAUAUUGAAACUGUUGAAAUUGAUGUGCCAAGUGUGGUUUGCAUGAAUAAUGAAAUUAGUCGUUUACAGUCAAUUAAUAUAAGUUCUGACAAAGCUUUGAGAAGAGAUUUAUCAUCCAACCUGUUAGAUCUAGGAUCCCAGCUAAAUCAAACAAAGUCUUUAAAACAUUCUAAGGAAGAAAUAAUAUGUAAACAGAAUAUAGAAAUUAUAAGUCAUUCUGUAGUAAGUAAUCCCAAAUCCUUCAAGAACACAGAUGUGUCAUCUUUAAUAGUCAAACAGAAAAAUGAAGAAUUAAAUGGUUUGCAUGAAAUAAGCACAUAUGAAAAUAGUAAUUUAAUCAACAAUAAUGAAAAUUUACAAGGUUGGAAAGAAUUCAGUCAGGGAGAUUCUGACGAAAAACUCUUAUACAGCGAUGAAUUAGAUGAUGAAAAAUCAUUUGAAACAAAUUCAGAAUCUGUUUAUGAUUCCGAUCAUAGAAAAACGAUGUUUUCACCUAAUUUAGUCAUCAUAAAUUUAGAGACAAAUAAUGAAAAACUAGAUUCACCUGAGAAACUAUUGGAUAUAGAUAUUUGUCAACCAAAUUUAAGAAAUGGACCAGUUUAUGUAAAGCCUAAAAAUGAUAAAGAAGACAAACAGACUGACAAAUAUAAGAAAAUAAAUUGCACUGAAAUAGAGUCUUAUCCUGAUCAAAGCAAUUUUGAUCAUAGCAACAUGCCUACAGAAGAGUUUUCAUCUCAUUGUGGAUCUAAAAUAAAUACUUCUGACAAUUUAAAACAAAAUUUAGAUUGCAGUUUAUCAUCAGAAAGCUUAAAUAUUCGAACUGAUGAAAAAAUGCCUGCCAGAGGAGAAUUAAGUGAACAAGAAUCCACCGAUAGCUCUUCAUGGGCUUACCAGAAUGCUUGCAGUUCAUUCCCUCUUAAUUUGCCUGUGGAUGAAAAUGAGCUGAAUCUGUCCCAGUAUUUAUCACCAAUGUUGGAGCCGUCAUCUAGUUGCUCCUUAGUAAAUCAUAUUGAUGGAAGUAGAUCUUCUAAAUCAAAUUCAACAAUUAAGCAACUAAAUAUAUUCAAAUGUCCUCAUUGCGCAGAUGAGUUUGUUUGCGCCAAGGAAAGACGAGUACAUAUCAGCAGAUGUCAUCCAACACAAACUACACACACUUUUGAACACAAUGAAUCUUUAAGAAAUUCAUUUGAGUUCUCAGAGGAUUAUUAUACACAUAACUCUAGUAACCAUAAUGAUCAAAAUAAUAUUAGUAAUAUAGAGCAGGUAGAAGUUGAUUGUCAGACCAAAAAACCUUUAGAAGAUAUGCAUAUUGAAAUGAAAAAUACUGAUAUAAAAACUGAUUUUAAUUCAUUCAAUCUAAAUCAGCAAGAUACGUUUACUGAUACAAAUAUAAAAUGGAAAGUAAUAUUUCUGGACAGAGUACCUCGAAAAAAAUUGUAA
Messenger RNA from Ctenocephalides felis (cat flea), 2046 nucleotides. RefSeq names its product protein PF14_0175-like. The transcript has 5 exons. The record is from RefSeq and is a predicted model, not a curated record. Bases 1 to 2046 code for a protein of 681 amino acids. NCBI's taxonomy places the organism in Eukaryota, Metazoa, Arthropoda, Insecta, Siphonaptera, Pulicidae.